This is a messenger RNA of Ilex paraguariensis (yerba mate), 1486 nucleotides long. Lineage: Eukaryota; Viridiplantae; Streptophyta; Magnoliopsida; Aquifoliales; Aquifoliaceae. The record is from the annotation of a GenBank genome assembly.
GAGUAAGACUUCAUGUUCUCUCUAUACAUUUCACCCACACCACAUAGUGAUAUUGCUGUGACUAGCUCAAGAGAAAAAAUGGCAGGACUUAAAUCUUUCUUUCUUUGUGUUUUCAUUGCCAGUUUUUGUGCCAUGGCAUCAUCAUCUUCAUCUGAAGCAGUCAAGGGGGCUUAUUGGCCUUCAUGGAAUCUGAAUUUCCCAUCGUCGGCCAUUGAUACAUCUUUGUUCACUCACAUCUAUUAUGCAUUUUUAGAACCUAACAAUGUCACUUUUAAGUUUGACAUACCAUAUUCAACGGCUAUGAUGCUCGUAAACUUCACAUCAACUCUUCAUAUGAAGAAUCCGCCCAUGAAAACUAUAUUUUCUGUUGGUGGGGGGGAUGCAGGCUCAUCGUUGUUUGCUCGCAUGGCUUCAAGUUCUUCCUCAAGGAUGAGUUUCAUUGACUCCUCAAUUGAAGUGGCACGAAAAUUUGGAUUCGAUGGGAUUGAUUUGGAUUGGGAAUUUCCUGAAAACCCCAGAGAUAUGGAAAAUUUGGGCCUCUUAUUGGAUGAAUGGCGGACAGAGGUCAAAAAAGAGGCUGUGGCCACCUGCCGGCCGCCACUCUUGCUUACUGCCGCCGUCUACUACGCCUCCGACAUCUCCCUGAACGGCGUGUUCCGAUCGUACCCGGUGGCUUCAAUAAAUAAAAACUUGGAUUGGAUCAAUGCAAUGUGUUAUGACUAUCACGGUUCAUGGGACACUUCAACGACCGGAGCUCAAGCAGCCCUGUUUGACCCAAAAAGUAACAUCAGCACAAGUAAUGGGCUUGGAUCAUGGAUACGGGCCGGAAUCCUUAGAAGUAAGUUGAUCAUGGGCUUGCCACUCUACGGGAAGACGUGGCAGCUCAAGGACCCUAGAUCAUAUGGUGUGGGGGCACCAGCCGUUGAUGUGGGUCCCGGAGACAUGGGAGUACUCACUUUCUUCCAGGUGGAGAUGUUCAAUAGGGCUAAUAAUGCCACCGUGGUGUAUGACGUGGAAACCGUGUCCACGUACUCUGUUGCAGGGAGUAUUUGGAUUGGGUAUGAUGAUCCUAGAUCGGUAACGGUGAAGAUAGGGUAUGCUCAGGCCCUUGGGCUUCGUGGGUAUUUCUUUUGGGCCGUCAAUGGUGACUAUAAGUGGAAAAUCUCAAGAACAGCUUCUCAGCUUUGGUUUCUUUAAGUAACUGCCCGGAUGGAGCUUUACCUUACCCUUGCUGGUUUGUCUCCAUGCACAAGAGGAACUUUCAAGAGUUUUGAAAGGAGUCUUGAAGGGAGAGAAGCUAACUUUUCUAGGAAUUUAAUUUAAUUUUUUUUGUGUGAUUUGUAAUAAGCUAGUGCUUAUGCUAGCAUUCACGCACACUCUCACACAUUGGCUGGAUUACUUCGCAAGCUUCUCUUUGUUAAUAUCCUUCUCAAUGGAAUAUAUAGGACCCCACAAAUUUAGAAAACCCACACGAAAGGGAACGUGC